GACCCUGUUAUAAUGAAUCCCAUGAAGAAUUUUGGGGGAUUGUUUGUGAUAUUUUUAUUAUCAUCUUCAGUGCACAGUCGCUAUGUGACCGAUGACUUCCUACUUUUCACGGACAGACUAAACGGAGUAAUAUGGCAAGCUGACCUGAUCCAGUGGAACUUACACGCCAUCUAUACCCAGUGUAAUAAUCCCAUAUCCGCAAGUUACGACCCAAUAGAGCAGAGGGUUUACUGGUCUGAAGUUGUCACCUUCGCUAAAAUAAGAAGAAUAAAUAUGAAUGGAAAAGAGCCGGAAGCGGUCUUUGAUUUCAUUAUUGGGAGCGUGCCGGACGCCGUUGCAGUCGACCAUAUUUCCCGCCUAUUGUACUACACCGAGGGCAUGUAUAAAACCAUUGGUGUGAUGAGAUUGGACGGAUCCCAGCACAAGAUCUUAUUAAGAACUGGAUUGGAUAAGCCAAGAGCGAUGACGUUGGAUCCAGUUAAUGGGUAUUUACGAGGGUUUCCCCCAGUUUUUUAG
Lingula anatina is the source of this 516-nucleotide messenger RNA. RefSeq names its product low-density lipoprotein receptor-related protein 8-like. The record is from RefSeq and is a predicted model, not a curated record. NCBI's taxonomy places the organism in Eukaryota, Metazoa, Brachiopoda, Lingulata, Lingulida, Lingulidae.